Messenger RNA from Solanum tuberosum (potato), 3526 nucleotides. RefSeq lists its product as uncharacterized. The transcript has 6 exons. NCBI's taxonomy places the organism in Eukaryota, Viridiplantae, Streptophyta, Magnoliopsida, Solanales, Solanaceae. Bases 125 to 3367 code for a protein of 1080 amino acids. The record is from RefSeq and is a predicted model, not a curated record.
ACCAAAACUGACAUGACAACUUCACACACAUUAACAAAUUGACCUGCAACACAAUCUAAGAAUAUUCUUCUUCUUUUUUUCACAUUUAUUUGCUUUUAUUGAAUGUUGAAGUUCCCUCUUAUGGAUGUUUAGUCCAAAAAGAACUCUGUUACAUAGUAUGACAGAGGGAAAAAAUAUGUCAGGCAAGUCGGAUUUCGCGCAGAAGCUGUUGCAUGAUCUUAAGCUUCGUAAGGAACGAGUGGCUGCUGCUCAAAAUUCAGGCUAUUCAUACUCCACACCCAGAGAUGCUCGUGCUAAUCCGGGACAAACUUACAGAGGAUCUCGACAGACAAAAACUCUAGAAUCCGUUAAUUCAAGAGUAGGUAGCACCAGCAACAGAUCAUUUCGCGUUGAAGAAUCUUCAGGACAGAUUGUUACCUAUGGUACGGGGAGAGUCCGAAAUUCUGAGAAGGUGGGAGAUCUUUCCCUGGCCCUCGCUUUUGCUAUUGAAAAUGGAGGAAAGUUUACUAAAAUGGACUCGGGCUCAAGCAGAAAUCCUGUGCUAACUUUUCUCCAUCAAUUCAGCCAGAGAUCAAUGGACAUAAGUAAGACGGACAGGAGAACGUAUCAUCUUCCAAAUAGUCAGUUCCCUUCUGUCUCUCAAGUUCACAUCAAUGAAGUAUCGAAAGGGAUACACAAACUAAACCAGAUUCUAAAAGCAUGUUCCAAUGGCCUGAAUUUCGAUAGGAACUCUAUUGAAGUUGGGCAGGAAUUGCUGAAAGGAGCUAUGGAUUUGGAAGAGUCCCUGAGGAUGCUCGUAAACCUCCAGGAAGCUUCGGAUCAUAUGAUCAAGCCUCAAAGCAAAAACAGGAUCACAUUACUUGACGAGGAUGAGGAUGAGGAUGUCAAGAUAGUUGAUCAGAAGCAACUAGACCUGCCAAGAUUUUCAUUUGAUAAGCCCUCGAAAAACUCAUAUGUCACCAAAGGGACAGCAAAAAAUGACAUCAAACAGCGGCUUAUGGCCCUGACUUACCCUGAUCAAACUCCUAAACUGCACGAAAAGCAACUUCUCAGCACUAACAAGUCGAUGUCCCAUAAAACAUCAGCUAGUUGUGCUCCAGACUUCAAAAAUCUGAACCAGAAGAACCAGUUGAAAGGAACAAAAUCUGGAUCAGAGAAAGGAAGAAUUUCGAAUGUCAUUGCAAAACUAAUGGGACUCGAUGAACUCCCGCAGAAGGAAGAUAACAAGGCAUCAAGGAAAGGAUCAGAUCCCAAAAAGAAGCAAGAGCCAGUACUAAUGAGAAGUGCAGGUCCUAUUGGCACCCGGGACGCUGAGAACAGGUCAUCUCUUAAUGUUGACAAAAACAUGAUAAGUGAUAUACUACCAGUUCAGGAUGCAAAAUUCGUGCGUAAGGCUGAGAUUAUCCGUACAUCUCCAAGCAGGAACAAUGAUAUGGUUUCUUCUGGUAGAGUUCAACAACAGGAGGAGCGGAGUAUAGCGGUUAACAAAGAUACAGGUCUAGUGCCCUCAGGCUCGCCAAUGAUCAACAACAUGAUGGAUAAGCCACAUAGCAAAAACAUCCAAGUAAAUCAAGUUAAUUUCCAACAGAAACAGAAAGAACAAAACCAGACAAGUGUUAAGGGGAAAAUCAUAAAAACAGUCGAAAUCAAGGAGACUAUCUCACAGGCAAAAAAAACACAAACAUCGAGGGUGCCUCCAAUCGAUAUUGUGUUACAAGAAGAUACAAUUCAGAAAGAAAAGAAAGAAACAGACAAAUUUCCUUUGAGCAAUGAACAAAAGGCCUUAGCUAAGGAUGAAGUGCAUCAUGUGCAGAAGCUUAAAAAAUCCGAGGGACGUGAUGAGAAGCAUCAAGCAGGUAAGAAAGAGAAGUUACCCUCAAACAAAACUAUGCAGGCAAGGACACACAAAGCAAAUCAAGUGGAAAUCAUAGCUUCACCAAAAUCAAGGAAUGGUGCAGCAAGUUUGAAGAAGAAGCAGUCUUCUCGGAACCAAUCCAUUCUUGGUACGAAAAAUUCUACCAAGUCUAAAAAUGGAGCACCUGCAAAAGAUUCUUCAAAUGGAAUAAAUCAGGUUCUUGCCAAGCACCGGAACUCUUCUACCUCUGUAGGGAUCAUGCAAAGCAGCGAGAACAAAAAUACCAAUCAAAACGUGUUGUCAAAGGAAGUAUUGUCUCGAUCAGCGAAGCUAAACAACAUCAGUCAAUCAUCUAAGCAAGAGAAGCCACUCAAUCUGCCAUCAACAGAUAGGAUGGAUCAUCAUAACAAAAUUCAUAGAACCGAGACCUCUCCGAAAAUAGAUGAGUCAUCCCCAACUUUGCAAGACACAAAGCUGCAGAAGGAUGACAAAAGCUGCUCUGGUGGAGCAGAGCAGUCAACUGAAAGCCACACAAGAGAAGCAAACGCGGACAACAUAGGAUCUAAUGAGCCAGAUGUGAGCAUGGAGAUACUCGAUUUCCAAACCGAGCUACUUGGUAAAAUAGUAAACAGUACCUCCUGUAACACAACUAUGGAAAAGGAAUGUGACAACCUGACAGAUUCUGGAACUGCGAUUUCAAAUGAAAAUCAUCAAGAAAAAACGCCACAAGAAGUUGAAAUAUCCACGGACCAGAAACUCGGAGGAGAUAGGCCAAAGAUAUCACAAGCUACGGACCAAUUUAAUGGGAUUCAUCAAGAAGCAUCACAGAACAGUAAACUCUUCAAUGAUGAACAAAAUAAAAGUUUUCCAGCCAAAUUUACAGGAAAAGGAGGCAUCAAAAUCUCCAAUGUUGUUAGAAAUGAUCAAGAAACAACUCUCCCAUUAGUGGUACAAGAACCAUUAACAGUUCCUGAAAAACACUUCAAGGAGUCGGUUAUCAAAAAUCAACUAUUUCUAAACACAGCAGAGGCGCUUUUCAAGCUCAAUAUACCAAUCAGCAUUCUCCAUGCCAGUGAUCAAAAUAACCAAGGGGAAGACGUUAAACUUAUGAUAGACUGCGGCUAUGAGAUAAUGAAAAGGAAAGCAAUAAGACAGGAGUUAGCGGUCCAUCCUUAUGCCACAAUAUCCAUCAGAUAUACAAAGACAAGAUCUUUGGACAAUCUUAUCAAGCAACUCUGCAAUGAUUUCGACACAUUAAAGUCCUAUGGAGGCAUUGGAAAUGUGAGUGAUGAACGCGAUGAAGCAGACUACUUGCAUAACAUGAUCGGUAAAGAUAUGUCGAACAGAAAUCCAGAUGUGAACUCCAUGUGGGAUUCUGGAUGGAGUACUGAUCAAAUAAUGUUUGGUUUCCUUGAAAAGGAUGAUGUUGUAAAGGAUGUGGAGAAGCAUUUGCUCAAUGGACUCAUCAACGAGAUCACGAUGGAUUUAUUACGAAUAGCCAUUUCAGUUUGAUUGUUUGAUAGAGUAAGAAAGUCAUUUCAGAAAAAGAUUGUUGUUGGCCUUAUAAUUAUUGUGCAGUCUAAGUAGAGUUGAAAGUUGAUGAAGCAAGUCUUGUAAGUAGUAAAUCAUAAGGCAAAGCUUAUAAGUAACACAUUUUUGGAUUUCAAGUCU